UAUGGUGUUGUAGCAAUCUAUUUAUACUAGAAGAUGAUAUUUGUAAUAUUCAGUAGUGGGACUUUCCUACUCUUGAACAAAUGGUGUUGGAGCAACUAAGGAUGUUUUUGAUAAGAGACUGGAUAGAUGCAUAAUGAUAUUUGCUGUGAUGUAGUACUGAACGAAUUUCAGUAUGUGUGUUGUAAAAACUGUAAUAGUGGAUAAUUUUUMAUUUAGGAGUUGUAGUAUAAAUACAAUUCAAGGCAACAAAUACAAUACAAGUGCCCCACGAAUUGAGGUAUCACGUGUGACUAACACAGUGUAAUUUUGUAAAUGCCGGAUCUCUCUGGAAAGAUGCACAAUUCACCCAAGUUAAGUCGAACGCGUGCCAGUGCUGUCUGAGAUCACGUGUGACGAAAGUAGGAAUGUACUGAUGGAGACAGAUCCAUAGUUCACUCCCCGAUUUAAUUCUGGGGGACAAUUGGAAUAUUCAGUAUUUCUGGAUGGCAAGAUUGGGUGGGAGUUUUCAGUGGUUUUGUCUUGAGGUUAGGCAUUUGGAAAUGGGUUAAGGUGAAGAAUGUGGUAUUGCUAGAAUGAAAUAAGACACCGGCCUCGACAUAUGAUAAUGUGGUUUUCCGGAAUUAUCGUUCCAAAGGACGUACUUAUACUGUUUCCUCUAUCCCCAAAUAUAGUGUGUUUUGGAAGCGGUGCAGCGCCUCGGUCUCGCUGCGAUGAAGUGGGACGGGGAGGGGAUAUUAUCCAGGGCGAGGUUGGCAGCUGAGACAGGAAAGCGUAGUGGGAAACAAAGCAAGGACAUCAGACAUGAAUUCAUCUAGGUAACAUUUGCAUAGGCUUCCGUUAUGUUUUCAUUGUCAAAGCAGUUUUUCAUCCACACUACGAUGGAUGCUGUGUGCAUGGCGCCUCUAUUGUGCUACUGAGGACUCGUUGGAAAUACAAUAACCGGACUGAAGAGGUAUAAAAUGAACGGGUUCCAGUCCAGUCCUCCUGAAUGUCCGGACAGCGUCUGUUCAAUCGAAGGACUACCCCCUUUGCCAAAAGGCCUCAGCGGCAUCCUGAACUCCAGUGGUGGCUCAUGGAGGGACAUCAAAAAAGUAUACAGUAAACUGACAAGCAUUCAGGCCGACAUUAGCAAGUCUACAGUGAUCGAUACUCUCCGCCGCAGCAAGCCUGCAAGUCUGGACGCAGGGCUCGCAGUGCUGCGCGAAGAAAUGGUAGGCCUCAGACAGUUGGACAUGUCUCUGCACUGUCAGCUGUGGUCUCUCUAUGAGUCCAUCCAGGAGUACAAGGGAGCUUUUCAGGACAUCUCCAACUCUCUGCUGUCAGAGAGCAGCAUCACUACAGAAAAUAGUUACUCUGAGGAAGAGGAUGAUUAUGAAGACGAGGAGAACGAUGGUGAUAAUGUACCUCAGAAUCUACCUGGCACUUCACUGACUCUCCAGUCAACUCAGAACUCCCGGGACCAAUGGAUCAAAGAGUCUUUCCACAUUUCCUUAUAAACCAACUAAUAUUUUUCCUGUAUUUACAUAAUAUAAUCUGUUUCCUGUUCUGUAUAGCUGUUUUAUUAUUUAUUAUACUUGUACCCACCUAGCUAGGUUAUUGGCAGAAGGACAUUUUUAAACUGGUGUCAUACUGAUGAACCGUCUCCAUUACACAAGGAGCUGACAUUUUCAACAAAACCUUGUUACUAUACAAUCCUUCGUUAAAGAGACCUUGCUUGUUGAUUUGGACUAAUUGUGCAUAUCUUGAAAACAAAAGCCAUAUUUCAAAUACCUGAUCAUUUAUAUGUAUAUACAUAAAUAUAUAAAUGUAAAUGCCUUGUAAUUUACUCCUUCAUCGGAGUAAAACAAUAGAUUUUUCUCUAAAUAUAAUUUUCUUCUCUACAAUUUUAAGAUUGAAUGUAAGCUUAGUCACGUAGUCACAUACACACAAUGCUGGUAUUUCUCCUUUUUGUUUGUUGUGAUGGGAAGUUCAUGUAUUGAGCUUUUUUAAUAUCUUGGCAUAAAAUAAAAAAAUGCUAUGGACAGGUUUGGAAAGGGGUAAUUGACAUACUCUAACCACUAGAUGGCAACAUUUGUUGUGACAGAUAUCAGCAUCUGUUCCACAUGUAGAAAACCUGAAAAAUCUUGUUUCCCAAGGUGAAGUCAGAAAGCCCUUCAGUUCCAAAAAGUGUACUUUUGUUCCUGUGUUUCUGGCUCACGGCAAAGUAUGAACAUUGAUAACUGUGGAAGUGUGCCUUUUUGAUAACUGUGGAAGUGAGCCUUUUUGAUAACUGUGGAAGUGAGCCUUUUUGAUAACUGUGGAAGCGAGCUUUUUGAUAACUGUGGAAGUGUGCCUUUUUGAUAACUGUGGAAGUGAGCCUUUUUGAUAACCUGUGGAGUGAGCCUUUUUGAUAACUGUGGAAGGUGAGCCUUUUUGAUAACUGUGGAAGUGUGCCUUUUUGAUAACUGUGGAAGUGAGCCUUUUUGAUAACUGUGGAAGUGAGCCUUUUUGAUGGCCGUGGAAGUGUGCCUUUUUGCAUCUAACUAUUACUUACAGUAUCUCACAGGAUAAGUUAUGUGGAUGCCAUUGAUAUCAUUGUUUAGCCCUUUAAAGUUAUAUGACUGUACUUUUGCAUGUUUUUGAUUCAUGAGAGCACCACUCUGACUGUCUGGCCAUUAUAAACAAACCAUUCCAGCCACACAUGGACUUAUUAGGUAAUGAUCCCUGUUCUCUCCCCAGGGUAGGAGGAGGAGUCCAGAACACAGUAGCUGUAAAACAUUCAAAUACCAUCAUAAUGCAUUCCUUACUAACGGAAUUAGCCCUGAACAUCUAGUGUUUCUACUUAUUUAGUGGUUGAAAUAGAAUUUGAAUAAAACAUAAAAGUCUUGUUUAAA
Salvelinus sp. IW2-2015 is the source of this 2873-nucleotide messenger RNA. Its product is annotated as leucine repeat adapter protein 25-like. Lineage: Eukaryota; Metazoa; Chordata; Actinopteri; Salmoniformes; Salmonidae. The record is from RefSeq and is a predicted model, not a curated record.